CUCUGCAUCCACCUACCUUAAACAGAGAUCAGAGGGACAUGGAGUCCAAAGCUUUCAUUCGCUUCCUGUUUCUUCUUGUAAGUGGCGCUCUGGUUCUUCUCAUCACUCGCACCUGGGUUCAACUCCCUACUCCCUCCGACAAAGCAGAGCUGAUCUCCGGCAACCGAUUCCUGCCCAAAUCCGGUCUCACCAAAGACCAAGAGAGAUGGAACCAAAAACGCAACCACAAAGCCCAAGUCCCUCACCACCCACUCGACCCUCUUACUAUACAAGAAAUGAACAAAGCCCGAACCAUCCUCUCCUCUCACCCAUCCUUCUCCUCUACUCCCUUCACCAUUCACACUCUCGUCCUCGAAGAACCAGAAAAGCCCUUGGUGCUUAAAUGGAAGAAAGGCGAUCCUCUCUUACCCAGAAAAGCUUCGAUUGUGGCGCUCGUCAAAGGCCAAUCCCACCUGCUCACCAUCGAUUUCGGAUCGAGCAAGGUGACCCACAACGAGGUCGUGGCUUCGCCGUCCGGGUACCCCAUGAUGACCAUAGAAGACAUGAAUUCUGCUACCUGGGCUCCACUCUCUGACGCCAAUUUCAACCGCACGAUCCUCGACCGAGGGAUUGAUCUAGCGGACCUCUCUUGCCUACCCAUCUCCACGGGAUGGUUCGGGAAGAAGGAAGAGAAGAGAAGGUUGAUCAAGGUUCAGUGUUACUCGUUGCAGGGAACAGCAAAUUUCUAUAUGAGACCCAUCGAAGGGCUCACAGUACUCCUUGAUAUGGACAGCAAAGAAGUAGUGGAGAUUUCCGAUAAAGGCCGUGAGAUUCCAAUCCCAAAAGCUGCAAAUACCGAUUAUCGCUACGCGGCGCAGAACAAGCGCGUGAAGCUUCUCAACCCAAUAUCGCUAGAGCAGCCGCAAGGGCCAAGCUUUACGGUGGAAAACGAGCACACAGUGAAAUGGGCCAACUGGGAGUUCCACCUGAAACCCGACCCGAGAGCAGGUGUGAUCAUCUCGAGAGCCAUGGUGAGAGAUCCAGAGACGGGGGAGAUGAGAAACGUGAUGUACAAGGGGAUGACGUCGGAGCUGUUCGUGCCUUACAUGGACCCCACCGAUGCUUGGUACUUCAAGACAUACAUGGAUGCCGGGGAGUACGGGUUCGGACUUCAGGCCAUGCCGCUCGAGCCGCUUAACGAUUGUCCACGAAACGCUUAUUACAUGGACGGUGUGUUUGCGGCGGCAGAUGGAAAGCCCUUCGUUCGUUCCAACAUGGUUUGUGUGUUCGAGAGCUAUGCCGGAGAUAUUGGGUGGCGCCAUGCUGAGAGCCCCAUCACCGGCAUGCCGAUAAGGGAAGUGAGGCCAAAGGUGACGUUGGUGGUAAGAAUGGCGGCAUCCGUAGCCAACUACGAUUAUAUCGUGGACUGGGAGUUCCAGACAGAUGGGCUCAUCCGUACCAAGGUUGGGUUGAGUGGUAUCCUAAUGGUGAAGGGUACAACAUACAACAACAUGAACCAGGUACCAGAGGAAGAGGAACUCUACGGCACCCUCUUGUCGGAAAAUGUCAUCGGCGUCAUCCACGACCACUACAUCACAUUCUACCUCGACAUGGAUGUCGAUGGCUCCGAUAAUUCAUUUGUCAAAGUGAAUCUUGCCAAGAAACAGACCUCACCUGGAGAAUCACCUCGGAAGAGCUACUUGAAAGCCACAAGAUAUGUUGCCAAGACAGAGAAGGAUGCACAGAUUAAGCUGAAGCUUUACGACCCAUCAGAGUUCCAUGUUAUCAACCCAAUCAAGAAGACCAGGGUGGGUAACCCAGUUGGAUACAAGGUUGUACCAGCAGGUACAGCUGCAAACUUACUUGAUCACCAAGAUCCUCCACAAAUGCGAGGUGCAUUCACUAACAAUCAGAUAUGGGUCACACCAUAUAACAGAAGUGAGCAAUGGGCAGGUGGGCUUUUUGUGUACCAGAGCCAAGGAGAGGACACCCUUGCUGUGUGGUCUGAGAGGAACCGGGCGAUUGAGAACAAAGAUAUAGUGCUGUGGUACACAUUGGGAUUUCAUCACAUACCUUGCCAGGAGGAUUUCCCCAUCAUGCCGACUGUAUCUUCGCAUUUCGACCUAAAGCCGGUUAAUUUCUUUGAGAGCAAUCCUAUUCUCCAUAUGCCACCAAACGUCGAGAAAGAUCUACCGGUUUGCAGGGGAGUUGCUUCAGCUCGAUAAACUCUUGGCCUAAAAUAUCAGCAUGACAUGAAUAUAUGUGUAUGGUGCAACUAUAUAUAUAUGAAAGAGGGUCUAGUUCCCCAAACAAUAAAACAGGAACAAGAAGGGAGAGA
Molecule: messenger RNA, 2317 nt
Organism: Telopea speciosissima
Lineage: Eukaryota; Viridiplantae; Streptophyta; Magnoliopsida; Proteales; Proteaceae
Product: primary amine oxidase-like
Exons: 5
Coding region: 39-2204 (721 amino acids)
Biological process (GO): amine metabolic process
Molecular function (GO): copper ion binding; primary methylamine oxidase activity; quinone binding
Source: RefSeq, a predicted model, not a curated record